GAGGAUCGUGUCAUUGACAUUGAAAUUCCAUUCGGAUGUGAGAAAUACAUCGAUAACUUGCACAAGCAAUACCUCGUCGAUCCUGUGUUGCUUCUCAUCACUGAUCCCUCUGCAUGUCCAUUGUUAUCAGACGUCGCGCUCAUCUGCAACCUUAAAGAUCACGCCGACAUCAACCCCUCGAUUGUACUGACAGGAACGCAUUUAGAGAUGAUCGAGAGAUUG
Messenger RNA from Suillus fuscotomentosus, 222 nucleotides. RefSeq lists its product as uncharacterized. The record is from RefSeq and is a predicted model, not a curated record. The annotation marks the transcript as partial. The transcript has 2 exons. NCBI's taxonomy places the organism in Eukaryota, Fungi, Basidiomycota, Agaricomycetes, Boletales, Suillaceae.